AUGAUUAUUCAUUCUAAGCUUUAAUUGAUUUUGAAAAGCACUCACAAAAACUCCCUUUAUUUUAAAUUAAAAAAUCAUUUUUGUUCUAACCCUUCAUAAGAGGAAUAGGUCAAAGCUUUAAAAGAAAAAGUUAGAUUGAAUUGCAUAUUUGACAGUGAAAAAAAGAAUGAGAAGGAGUAUAAUGAUUAAAUAGAUGAAGCUUUUAGAGUUUACCCAAUAGUUUUAUAAUUAUAAAAAAAUGAAGAAAACACUCUGAAAGAGCAAUAUUUAGGUUUAUUAGAUUUCAUCACUACUAAGAAGGCACGUAAAACAUUUGAUUAAGAAGUAAAUGCUCAAUUAGUUAGCUACUUGUAACAAAAUCUAUUUAAAAACUAAAUCGAAAAUUUCUUAAAAAUUGAAAGAAUGUCACUAGCUUAGUAAGGAAAUGCUUCUUAACAACAAUUUCACUUCCUCCAUAGAGGACAUCUGCAAGUCUUUGGAGUUAGAAUGGAUCGCUCUUAAAAUGAAUUCAUUCACAAAUACACAUAUUAAAAAAAUUAAGCUGAACUAAGAUUUACUCGUCGUAUAACCUCAUAAGAAAAAUUAGAUUAAUUAGAUAUUAAAGAUAUUUUGCCUGAAGAAUUAUAAGGAAAGACAACUAAGAUGAAAAAAUAAAUUGAAGAUAUAAUGUCAAAAGAGACAAAAGAGUUAGAUUAAAAUGCACCUAAAACUCUUAAAGGAACAAUCUUGGAUGUAGCUAAAAAAUUCGGAUAUGAUUUCAAGGACAAUAAAAUUGAUGGUGCAGAAUAUUUUAAUAAAAUAUCUUCAUACAAAAAGAAGGCAUUUGAAUCUUUACAUAAAAGUGAAGAAUAUAUUCUUGUUGAAGAUUUUAUGUUAAGAACAACUGAAAGCAUUAGAAUUAAAGCUCUUUCAGGUGAAGUUUUAUGGGAAGAUAUACCAAAAGAAGAUGGUUUAUUCCAUCAUUAUAUUCGUACAGAAGCUCUAUGUGACUUAAAUGAAGCUCCAUCACUUAAAAAUAAUAGAAAGAGAAUCAUCACUGAUAUUGAUGGCAAACUCUUUGGUAAUCCUCCAUGCUUGGUUAAAAGAUUUGAUUUAGCAACCAAAUGA
Tetrahymena thermophila SB210 is the source of this 1107-nucleotide messenger RNA. RefSeq lists its product as hypothetical. NCBI's taxonomy places the organism in Eukaryota, Ciliophora, Oligohymenophorea, Hymenostomatida, Tetrahymenidae. The transcript has a single exon. The record is from RefSeq and is a predicted model, not a curated record.